GGUAAUGCACCAAAAGUUGUUUUUCCAAUCGCCAAUAAAAAGAAGCAAAAACUUCGCAACACCCCUAACAAUUUAAGCAGCGAUCAUGAGGGCGACGCUUUAUUUUUACGCAGUAGGUUUUUAUCAUUUUCUCUCAAUCGGAAGUACUUGUGGUCCAAAUGAAUACAGAUCUGCUUAUGGAGAAUGUUGUCCAAUGUGCAAUCUAGGAUCAGUAGUACGCAGUGACUGUAGCGGGGAUUUAAGUACCACAUGCCAACCCUGCCCUCCAGGAACAUUCAUGAGUGAACCCAAUGGUCUUCAUCGGUGCUUCACAUGCAAACACUGUGCUGAAAGUCAAGGCCUUUACAUCCAGAGUAAAUGCACUACAAUACAAAACACCAUCUGUGAUGUUCUUGAUGGAUAUUACUGCAUUGAUUACUCAGAUUCACAGUGCCGUCAUGCUGAAAAACACAGAGUCUGCAGACCAGGACAAGAAACAAAAACAGCAGGGACAAAGGCAUCAGAUACAGAAUGUGUGGACUGCGCUCCUGGGUUUUAUUCUCCAUCAGGGCUGAACUGCAUCAAAUGGACAGACUGUGCAGCCAGAAAUGAGAUUCAGACAGAAGAUGGCAGUCCUGUGAAAGAUGUCACAUGUGAACAGAAGCCAAAGGAAAGAUACGGUCUUGUAGAUUUAAUUGCAACUACCUUCACAGAAUUCUACAGAAUUCUAAGUUCAGAAGGCCAAUAGAG
Cyprinus carpio (common carp) is the source of this 729-nucleotide messenger RNA. RefSeq names its product tumor necrosis factor receptor superfamily member 14-like. Gene Ontology annotation, biological process: positive regulation of cytokine production involved in immune response; positive regulation of peptidyl-tyrosine phosphorylation; defense response to Gram-negative bacterium. Lineage: Eukaryota; Metazoa; Chordata; Actinopteri; Cypriniformes; Cyprinidae. Gene Ontology annotation, cellular component: external side of plasma membrane. The record is from RefSeq and is a predicted model, not a curated record. Gene Ontology annotation, molecular function: protein binding.